Messenger RNA from Cladocopium goreaui, 3309 nucleotides. The record is from the annotation of a GenBank genome assembly. Lineage: Eukaryota; Dinophyceae; Suessiales; Symbiodiniaceae.
AUGGCCACCUCUGUGGCUCAAGCUCGUUUCAACGAUGGACCUGGGCUAUGGGGCCUUGGGCCACUUGGCGCCGUGCCGCGGGAGGGCGAGGUCGAUGGUGCUAAGAGGCCCGUUUGGGAGCUGCAUAGUGAAGUCACCACUGCCGAGUCGCGACGUGAGCACCGUGAGAACCUGCGGCCGCCAGAGAUUUCGACCUCGGCCUUGACUUCCCGGGGUUCCAGUCAAGCCACUGGCGGGCUGGCUGAGGCCGAGCCGAGCUGGGUCCUGAAGGACGACACCAGCGACCUUCGCACCGGCAGCGCCAGCGAUAGCCGCGACGGCCACAGCGCGGUCGGCAGCGGCAGCGGUCUCCGGGGCCUUGACGUCAUCGCCAAAGCGCGGCAACGGAUCAGGGAGGUGAAGGAACGCGAGAGGUUAGCCAAGCUUCGUGAACACGAAGAGGUGGAGGAGAGGCGAAGAGAAGCCCAAGCGCAACAUGAGCAGCGCAUGAAGCGCCAGGAAAGUGAAAGGCGACGCCGAAGACAGGCCAAACGCCUGGAAGAGGAAUCCCAAGUGAAUGCCCAGGCAGAGGAACGGCGACGAGCCAAUGAGCAUUGGAAAGAACAAGAAGAAAAAUCCAAACUUCUGCAGAAGCAGACGCAGGCUCGAAUCAGAGCAGAGAAGGAAAAAACAAAAGAAAAGAAGGAACAAGAGAUGCUGCACAAAGAGGAGAGAGGCAGAUGCUUUGAGGAGGCUUCGAAGAAAGCCCAAGAAGCCAUGGAAGCGGCGAAGAAGAGGUUGAUUCACAAAAAGAAACAAGAGUUGGCCAAGAAAGAAGAGGAAGAGUCCAUGCAGCAGCUUGAAGCGGAGUACGACCAGGAGAAGGAGAGCCAUGAGAUGGGCGAAGUUCUGCAGAAAAAGGCGCAAGAACGCUUGCGCCACCGCUCGGAAGAGAGAAGAAAAAAGGAGACCCAGGCGAAGAACCGCGAGGCGCUGGAGAAGUUGCAGCGCGAGGAGCGGCGCGCAGAGUCUGAGAAAGUCGCGGAGGAACGGCGCCACAGCGCUGCGCAGCGCGCCGCCUCCAGGCGACGGAGAGAACGAGAGGAGGAAGAAAGGGCCAAGCGCGAGCAGGAGGAACAGGAGCGGCUGGCACGAGAGCGAAAGCAGCUAUACCGAAAUCCACACUCCAUUGCCGAGCUGAAGUCCCAUGAGCCUCCUGCGCCCCUGACACAGCAGCAUCGUCGUGCGGCGUCACAGAAGAGGCAAUUGGAACAGGAGAAGCUGCGGAGGUACGCGGAAGGCCUUCCAGCGGAGAGUCCGGAACGGGGCGAACGGGGCCGUCCCCCGUUGUUGCCCAGCUUGGACGCUCGGGGCCGAGUCGCCAAGAUCGAGGACAGCCGCGAGCGCGCCGGCGACUCCCGUCGUCCCUCGCAGACGUCCUCGCGCCGCUCGCGGACAUCCUCGCGGCAGGUGUCGCCGUCGCCCAGCGUGGUCUCGUUGCCGGACAUCGACACCGGGCAGCUACCAGAGAAGGCACCGCUGGAGGCCCUACCGGAGCCAACUGUGGAGGCGCUGGAACCGGCGGAUCCUGUGAAACCGGUGGAAGAGGCACCCGUCUCCCCAGUGCCUGCAGAUCGAGCAGAUGCGCGAUGGAUAGGAGAAGAGGAGUGGAUGAGGAAGGCCUUGGCAGAUCAGCAUUUGCAGGCCAUGUUCCGGCGAUUCGCUCAGGGAUCCAUCGUGCUGCGUGGCGCCUUCCAAUCCGUUCUGGCGCUGGUUUGGGCCUGGGAGCCCAGCCAUGGUAUAGCCUGCUCGCCAGCAGCUUUCAGUGGUGCUUGGCAGGAAAUUCGCCUGCGAGUGAUGAUGUCGCAACUCGACGCGGUUCGGGCGCAGGAGCAGGUGCCUUCGCUUUUCAAGCUGAUGCAAGAUUCGGAUGCGCUGAGACAGCCCAAUUCACGCCGCGUUUCCUGGCAGGCGCUCGCCGACUUGUUGGUGGUACAUCAUCCAGGUUGGCCAAGCCAAGUUCCUCCCUUUCAGCCAGUGGAGCCUGUGGCCAAAGGCGUCACCCCCUUGGCACCGCAUUUCGGAAGACUGGAACAACGGGCUUGGCUGCUGCCCUUCAGUGGCUGCGGCGACACUGCUGGGGGUCCAGUGACCUGGUGCUACGACUCGGGCUCGGAGAGUGCUGUGAGCUUCGGGACUCCCGCCUUUGGAAGCGGCGAUCAGGCGAGGUGCCGGGUGACGGUGGGUCGUUCGGUGUGUAGCCAGACCUCAGUCUCUAGGUAUCCCAUCUCUACUUGGAAGGGUGGCUCGCACGUCCCUUGCGGCGCCGGGGAGCCAAGCAGCUACAGCAGAUAUCGUGCUCCCGACCUUUUUAGUGCCCCCCCUGCGCGAAAUCUCAGCCCGACGGAAGGAUGUCGGUCCCAUGGAACAAGCCAUGCGGAACAGGAGUUGGCACCCCGGGAUGGGAUGAGCCAAGCCUGUCAGUCCAAGAGACUUGAUGCUUGGAGUUGCGCGUCCACCUUUGAGCCUGCGGAUAGUGACUCUGGCAGCUCUGAAAGCGCGUACCUCGGCAUUCCUCCCCCUCCCGUCCUGGAACGUGUGCCAAUGGCCUCUUUGGCACCUCCACUGGCAGCGGCACAGACUGACACGAACCCACUGGUCGAAGGGCUGCGGCAAACCGUCUGGCAGAUGACCGAGGGAAUGUCCCAGCAGCGGCCCUGGUUUCCAUCACCGGCACCGGCCCUUCCCGUCCUUGUCGCUGAAGCGGAGGAGCUCCAGCCAUCGACGUCCGAUGAAUUGCGUUGCUCAAAGCAGGCUGCUCAGCGUGAGGGACCUCGUUCGUAUGGCAAGAGCCACGGCUAUCAAGGCAACGAGCGCACCUGGCAGUCUGGCAGCCGGCGUCAGAACCGCCCGCGGGAUGCGAAGAGGACCGGAGCCGUCGGAGCUGAUGCAAAAUCGGUGUCCUAUGAGUACAAUUUCACCGUGGUCUUCCACGGCUAUGACAAGGUGAAGAAUUCAAAGUUCGAACUCGUCCAGCGCUUGAUUGGCCGUGGUGGCUGUAACAUGAAGGCGAUCUACAGCGGAAAGCCGGUGUCGGCGCGCGUGACGGGCUCGGAAGGGCCUGACAUAGUGCAGCUGGCCGUGAAGUGCCAGACAGAGGAGUUAAUGAAGGAUGCGCGGAUCUUCGUGAUCAAGCUAAUCUCUGACAUCAACACUCAUUGGCGCAAAUAUUGCCGUCAAAACCAGCUUCAUUGCCCUGAACUUUUCUACAUUUGCGACUUGAACAUUUGUAUUUUUCGCUUUGCACAGGAAGACCCACCCCCGAUAUAA